This is a messenger RNA of Limulus polyphemus (Atlantic horseshoe crab), 3397 nucleotides long. RefSeq names its product sodium- and chloride-dependent glycine transporter 1-like. The coding region runs from base 193 to 2565 and encodes 790 amino acids. NCBI's taxonomy places the organism in Eukaryota, Metazoa, Arthropoda, Merostomata, Xiphosura, Limulidae. The record is from RefSeq and is a predicted model, not a curated record. Gene Ontology annotation, cellular component: membrane. Gene Ontology annotation, biological process: sodium ion transmembrane transport. The transcript is spliced from 15 exons.
UGCAAGUCCACGUUUACCUUGUAACCUACAUGUGGGAAGUUCGUAAAGUUGUUGUAUGAACUUGACUGUAUAUCUUUGGAAUUAAUAUAGGUAUAAGCCGUUCUCCGAAAGCUUGAUAGAUGAUUUGAUGUCAAUGAAUGGAACACUAUCGGUUGGAUUCUACCUAGAUCGUCCUCUCGGAGCCACUGAAUAAUGAGUAAUCUUGACGAAGACGGGGCAUCUCCAUCUGUUCCUGGUGAGAUGAGCUCGGAGAUUCGGACCAGCGAGACAACACAGGACAUCUCUCCACCACCUUCUUACACAGAGACUACGAAUUUCACUAUCACAUCUGAACAGAAUUCAGAAACCAGGAUUUCUAAUGGAUAUGAGCAGCCCCUAGAAAGUAAUGUUGUGUCCACAGCCAACGAAAAUAUACAAGAAGGAGCACUCACCACUACACUUCGAACAGACAGUGAUAAUGUAAGGCCUUCACGUGGGUUGUGGCCGUAUGAUUCGUGUGUGAUAUUCGCCUGUUUCAGCUGUGUCGUGGGAAUUUACAACAUUAGCAGGUUUGCUGUCUUGGUACAUGUAUACAAAGCCUGUUUUUUCGUCGAAUUUAUAAUUCUAUCGUGUGUAUUUGGCUUCCCAUUCCUCUAUCUCCAGAUGGCGCUAGGACAGUAUAUAGGGUCUGGGCUAACAGACAUGUGGUACAUAACCCCAGCAUUCAAAGGAGUGGGACUAGCCAUGCUUUACCUAUAUGUGCUGCUAGGUGUGUACACAUCUGUGCCCAUCAGCUGGCUAUUCCUGUAUUUUAAAGAUUCUUUCAUAACCACCAGAGACACGUACAAAUGGGGCCAGUGUAAUCCGAAAUUUGGUCUUCGUUCCUGUUUAGAAAGUCGGAAUCUUUCAACAGAUGCUUACUUGGGAUGGUCAGUGCCAAAUUAUUUCCAUGGUCGAAUUUUGGGAAGACGACCUGGAGCACACCACCACAGAGAAGAAUUUAACUUUGAGAUAACCUUUAAUCUAGCUGUCAUUUGGUUAUUAGUCUUCAUUAUUCUAAGUAGAGGAAUCCGUCUGUAUGGAAAGUUAACGUAUGUCAUUGUUGUUGUUCCUCUUUCUUCACUGCUUAUAAUGUCUGUGCGGAUGAUGGAAGUAUGGGGGAAUGCAUUGACUGAAUUAUUUGAUGUGCAAUGGAAAACAGUGCUAAUCGACUCGUCCUCGUGGUUUCUGGCUGCUAGAGAAGUGUUUCUUACGUGGGUUCUGUAUGGUGGUGUAGUUCUUCAACUUUGUAGCCACAACAAAGCUACAUCAAACAUCACCAGGAACAUGGCAAUUGUGGGAAUUGGAGGAACGUUAACUCUCAUAUUAUCGUCGUUUUUCUCCGUUUGUAUAAUGAAGUCUAUAUCUGCCAGGAACAUGACGUAUGUUCCUUCAUCUUAUGAGAUUGAGCAAACAAUUAAGUGUCUCCAACCAUCAUCGUGCUCUUCAAUAAGUGGAAUGAACUCCACGCCAAUAAACCUUGUGAUUGGCGAGAAGUUCCCAUCUUCAAGUGGUCUGUCCGUUACUAGUGGUUACCAAGUCCUUCGUCUGGCUACAGAGAUCUUUCCAUCAGCUUUGGCGGUACAGGGCGUUAAUGUCAUAUCAUCUUUCUGGCCCAUUUGUUUCUAUUUCAUGAUGAUCAUCUUCGGUCUUGCUCAAAUUACUGUUAUAUGGAUAACUGUGGUGGAGUCGAUUAUAGCCAUUAAGCCGAAUAUAUUACUAGGCUGGCAGACAGUCAUAACUCUAACUUCUUGCACAGCUGGGUUUUUGCUUGGAUUGCCUAUGACUAGUACGAUUGGCAUUUUCGUUUUAUAUUUUAUGGACUUUUGUGUUGGCUCCCUCUGGUGGAUUUCUAUAUUGUACAUGGUUAUGUUGAUAGCAAUACUAUUUAUAAGAGGUCGGCCAUAUGGGACUGACCAACUAGUCACCGUGAUUGCUCGGUCACAGUCCAAUCAGAUCUGGCUUCUCCCAAUUCUGACCUUCCAGUGGAAUGUCGUUUUACCUGUAAGUUUUAUGGUCUUGUCAAUUUCUUUCCUGCAAUCCGGGAACUCUUCGUCCAUGUGGGCUGAUUACGCGGAGGAGUAUCCUUUCUGGGCGCCUUGGGUAAAGAAGUUGUCAAUGCUGAUUCAAGUCUUGCCUCUUAUCUCAGUAGUAGGUGUAGCCAUUUUCCAGGGGUUUCUAUAUUUGAAACCUUCUUCCACACAAGCAUUUCAUGAGAGAAUCCAGUCGUUGUGUUUUCCUGCUUUUGCCUCUGCAAACAUAACUUCUGGUGUUAUAGGUGAUGGUGCCAACCGAACUUCAACUAUAGGAGUGAUUAACACAGCCUACGAAGAAGAUCCACCACCAAAAUACACCCCGCCUCCUUCGUAUUCUUCUGCAACUGCUCGGAUGAUGGUACAUUUUUUAAAUCGAAGACAUUCAGUGAUGGAUUUAGCCACAGGACAAAGUACGUCUUUAGCAGACAGUCCUAACAUAGCCUCAGUGGAGCUUGUGUCAUACGAACCUCAACCAGAAAACAGUGUUUCUGUUGUACCUAAAUGUAAUUAAUAUUUUGGUCUGAAAGUACAACAAUCUAAUUAAAGAUGUGAACUAGAUAUAUACUUAUUGCAGCAAUAUGAACGAGUUCAAAUAGUAAGCGUGUGGUUUACAUGCACAUCGAUUUGUUUGUCUCUCCGUCUCAGUGUAUUAUCUGCCCUUCUUUAUCACCUGAUUCUGUGUUUAUCUCCUGUCUCUGUGUCUCUCUAUGUAUGUAUGUGUGUUGUGUGUGUGUAUAUAUAUGAUAUGGUAUUAACCACACCUCAACAUGUAUACGAAUGACGUCUACCACAAAAAUACCCGCCUACUUCUUAAUCUUACGCAGUGCAAAGAAGAUGACAAACAUUUUGAAUCGAAACCAUUCAGUUCUAGGCGGGAAAGUACUUUUUUAGGUUUUAUAUAUUUAAGCAAGUUGAUAUAAUUAUAUCUGUAAGUGAAUCUAAUCAUUAAAAUAAAAUAACUAAUUUCAAACAUUUCAGCUGUUGUACAUUUAAACAUUUGAUAUUUGUAUAUAAAAAUGUUAUAAUCGUCUCGAGGCUACGUUGCUGUAAAUAGCUGUUAUGUUUGUAACUGUGACAUAAUCUAGUGAUUAUAAAUCUUUAACAAAAGAGUACAAUAAACGUCUCCAAUGCGGUGUAUUUCUCAUUUUGUGUACAGAAUGUAUUGAAACUCGCCAGGAACUGUACAGAUGCAAGUUGGGGAUUUCUACAGGCGAAACCAAAAUAGAAAGUACAAUUACUUGAUUUUUAUCUUGAUGAAUAACAGGUAUUAACUAAUUCGUAUUAGCAUGUAACAGCUGUCAAUUCUGGAAAACAUUAUACAAAAUAAAUAUUCAAAAUAUGUU